This is a messenger RNA of Brassica rapa (field mustard), 5650 nucleotides long. Its product is annotated as probable root meristem growth factor 8. Lineage: Eukaryota; Viridiplantae; Streptophyta; Magnoliopsida; Brassicales; Brassicaceae. The record is from RefSeq and is a predicted model, not a curated record.
AAUUAAUUUUGUUAUAUGUGAUGUAAGUGUGUUGAAUAUAUAAUUAAUCCACAGCAGAUCAUUUAUAAAAUGCUAUAUGUUGAUGACUUAUUUCUUGGAUCUUUUUGAAUCGGAAUUAUUGGCUAUUUAGGAGAAUUUGAAUUAGGGGUUAAUCAUCCGUUAAUAAAAUUAUCAUAUGCUAUAAAACAUAUAAUAUUUUCACGAGGAUGAUGAUUGUGAUUAGAGAUGUCAUGAUGGAAUAAUGCCAAUCUGAUCCUAAUAGAUUGAUUUGAUUGCAGCAGAUUGAUCUUCAUAUAUAUAUAUAUAUAUAUAAGAUACUCUUUCUAGCCAACUCAUUGUUAAAUCACAAAAUCGAAAACAAAAUUAACAGGUUUUACGUGGCCUGUUCUGGUAAUGCUAUCUUGUAGUCCUAUACAAAUCAGAGUCUAUCUGACAGUGGACUUGUUUUUUCAAAACAUAAAACGUGACACGGUACAGACAAGGCCUGUUGAUUUACAAUCUUUUGGUCCUAACACAUGUAUUUAUUUGUAAUUGACUAGUGUUUUGAGUUGAAAUGCUUUCGGAACGUGACAAGAUCAAUGAUGCUACCAAAGGUGUUUUGUAACAAACAUGAAAGUGAUGUUAUCAUCUUCACCUCAUGUGGGUAGAGCUUUUAAGUAAGUAACUUAUGCGUGUGCGUGUCAAAAAAAUGUGUGAUGAGAGCGCAAAUGUUCUAGGCAAUUAUGAUGUGAUAAUCUCAACCACUUGCACCUACUCGCAUAGAGAAGCAAGCAUAAAAUAAUAUAAAGUAUAGACCAUAUGUCAUCAACUUUAAUCUGAAUCUUUGAACAAAAUAAUAUUUUUUUAAGAAGAUAUUAUAGAUGUGAAGAAAAUUCUAUAGAAAAGAAUAUCAACUGUUGACAAUCUAUAGAAAAGAACAUCAAAUUCUAUAGAAAAUUAAUUUUGUUGGGUUUGUGAUAGUCAUCUAGCAUUUCAAUAAAGAGUAAAAGAAUAUCGCUUUAUGUCUAUUCUAAUUUUUAUUGGGAUCUUAACAAAAAUUGAUUGUGAUAGUCAUCUAGCACUUCAAUAGGAUGUGAUCUUCUUCUGAUCUUCCAUAUAGUAAAAGUAGAACCAAUUUUUGUAACACAAAAAAUGAAGAUAAAUUACAUGUGUAAAGAAGGGUUCUGAACGAUGAUCCACUAUGAGCUCCUUAUAUACAUACAUUUUGUUUUUUUUUUUGUUUUUUUUUUCAUUACACUUAUACAUACAUUUUGUAUAAGAUGACAAUAUAUAUGAAAAAACUUAAAUGGAGAAUGGUAGAUAAAUAGAUACAGAACGUGUGGGAUGUGCGAAAGAUAAGAGACAAAACAAAGACAGAAAGGUGAAGACUCGACAAAUUGGGUUUGAAACUUGUGUUUGUCCCAAGACAGACAACCCCGAGAACGAGCCUCAACGGCGUGGCCUCCUUUUCAAACCUUGACAAAUUUAUUUGUUUUUUUUAAUAACUAGUUUGUUUAACUCGUUUUGGAACUCUCACUUUUGUGUUUCGUGCACACUCUAUCUCACAUACACACAGUGAUAUUAUACUAUAUAGAUAGAUAUACAUAUGUGUUUGUAAGUUCCUUUUGGUUAUAUAUAUAUAUAUAAAAGAAGAGGAGAAGAAGAAAAAGAAAGCACAGCACCAAAAAAACUUCUCAUAGCUAAAAUCAUUUCAAGACAAAUUUAGCGCACAAAAAAAAUCACUUCAAGACAAUGAAGCUAAUUAGUAUCACCUUCUUGCUUUGUGCAUUGGUUUUGUUAUUGCUUCUAACUCCAACAUCUUCUCUACAACUCCACCCUCGCUACUCAUCUCCUAGCCAAGGUGAAAGUGAAAAGAUUUUUAUUAAAAUGGCGCCAAGGAAACUCAUGAUCAUCUCUAGUGAUCAUGUAAAUGUGAUGAAGUCAGGUGCUCCUGAAGGUUCAAGCGAACAACUUCAAGUCACUUCUUCCUCUGGAAAAUCUAAGAGUGAAGAGAAGAAAAUAGGUGAAAAGGAAGAGGAGAAUGCUCUAUCGAUAUAUCUAUCAAUGGAUUAUCCAAAAUUUAGAAGAAGACGGCCAGUUCACAACCUCUAAGUCCAAUAUGCAUUUUUCAAUACAACUUUUAAUUUCAGCUAGAUUAAUUAAUUAAUUAAGAUAGUGUAGCCGUGUAGGAUAGUUUAGUAGUUGGUAUAACAUACUAGUUAGUUUCUUUGGGAAUAUUAAGGAACAAGUUUUAGGGAGAUUGUUGUAACGGAAUUGUUCGUGUUUAUUCUUUCUCUUCAUAGUCUCAUAGAUUUACUUUUAGUUAAUUAAUGAUUAAUGACCGACAAGAAAUGAGCAAACCCCUAAAAUUCUGGGUUGGGGGUUGAGCUAAUUAACUGCUCGUCGUUGCACGCACUGUAACAUGGUGGCUGAUUCAGUUGUUAACUACUCCUGUUUUUUUAUAUACUCUCUCAGUUUUAUAUUAUAAAUAGUUAGCAGAAAAUGUUUGUUUCACAAUAUAAGUAAUUUUCAUAUUUUAAUGCACAUUUUUUCUUUAUUGGAUAUUGUGUAACCAAUCAAAUAAUGCUAGUUUUUUAUAUUAGGAUGAAUUUAAAAUUAAAUAAUAUUUUUUUACAAAAGCAACAAUUUCUUAAUAUUAAUGCUUUUAACUAAAACUAUUUACAAUAUGGAACAAAGGGAGCAUGACGCUUUAGGAUUGUGCACACAUAUUAAAAAAUAUUUAAUUUUUCAAAAAAAACUUAUUAAUUGUUUAUCUAAUCACAAUUUAACUAAUAAUAAAAUAGAAACUAUAAUAUCAUUGGUCAUCUAGUAUUAAUUAAUAAUAAUUUUUAUAUAGAAAAUUGAAAACGUCAAAUAAUUUGGAACAAAAAAAUUCCUCUAAAACGUCAAAUAUAAAAAACCAGAGAGAGUAGUAUUCUUACCCGUACUGUGCAUACGGGAAAAGAAAAUGAUUAAUUUAGUAUGUUAAACGAAUAUGAUUUGUAGCGAUUUUUAUUGCCUGAUUCAUGCUUAAUAUAUAACAUCCUCCUCUGCUUCUUUUUGGAUGGACAAAGUGAUUAAUAAUAUUCUACUCAAAUUCACUUUACACUUUUAAUACGGUUACUUGGUUGCAAGGUAUGUGGAGAUCAUUAUGCUUAUAUAUACAGAAGCCAACACAUUAAUGUAAUUAUUUAUACACACUCGUGACAGAUGUUGCUUAAAUCAAACUAAACUCGAUAUUCAAUUUAAACAAAAAGAAAUGAAAAAAUAACUGGAUAUUUAGCUCCAUAGCUCCAUCAUAUAAUUGAUAUAUAUUUUCUUUAUAAAUACAAAACCGUCUAUUGUCAAAAAAUAAAAUAAAAUACAAAAUUGUCUUUUUUUUUUUCCGUCAAUAGUUAAUUAGAUUAAGGGUCAAAGCCCAACAUUACAAAACACUAAACACAUACAUUCAGGCCCACAGCCCACCAAGCGAAACCCUAGAGAAACCAGAAGCGAUGCCUCCGCUUCGAUCACGGCCUCCACCGCUUCCAGCCAUCGCCGUUGAUCCAAACGACGAUCCACCGGGAAACACCAUCAGUCACUAACUUCACAAUCUCUUAGCCGCAAACGCUUAUAAUCCGAGCUCACUGUAGUGGAGAGAUGCAAUCGGCAUACCGAGAUCUCAUCCGCCUCUUUUCAUCACCGGAGCUGGGAAUAAAGCUUCGCCGACCCAUCAACCUACAACACCCAAUAGCUUCGACCGUCUUCCGACGAGAGCUCCUCAAACCACACAUUAUCGAAACAGCAACAGACAAAUAUAAAAACCAAACCCUAAAAACCUAGAGAACCCAAAAGCCGACGAGGCAAGGCAAAGUCCGCCUUCACCCCCCGAGAACUGAAGCCGGCGAACGCAGAGCUGAAGAAGCCUCCACUCCCCGGAAACUAGACCGGCGGCGAUGAAUCUGUAGAAGCCUCCACCUCCCGGAAAAUACAAAACUGUCUACACUGGAAUGUAUUUACCUCUAAUUAUAGUAUGAAAAAUCCAUCUGGACUCCAACUCUCAAGAUUUCUUCUAAUUUUGGCUACAAAUCAACACAAUAAUGAAGCAAAUGUCUCUCCUGUUGUUGACAGAUCAGACUUUUAGAGUACUGAGAAAUCGACAUGUCAUUAACUGAAAAAACAUUGAAAACCAGUUAGAACAUUUGGUUUCUCCACGUCAUUUUCUUGAUGUCGAACAUAUUUCUCUUCGUUGAUGUUUAGCACAUUAAAGCUCCAUUUCAGCUGAUUUGUCUGGACCCUGAGAAUGGCAAUCAACCUGCAGCGAGAUCAAUAAAAUAAUAAUCCAUUAGACAACUAUAAAUUGAACAAACAAAAAAAAAUGCUAUGAACCUGGCUGCUCUGUAAAGCAUAUAAUGAUUGAUGUCUUAACCUUUAAUUCCCUACAAAAAGAAGAUACGUAACCACCUUCAUGAUCAUCUUUAAGUCAGUCCCCCAUUGUCCUAAUCAAAAAGAGUAAGCAGUAGCAGUGAUCAAUUCCGCCAAAACCUUAAUUUCUCUAAACCCCAACCUCUCUAGACAAGUAAAUAUAACAAUGGCGAAGGGAAAAAAAGUCAAGGUGGUCUGCGUCCAUGACCGGAGCCUUAACCCAAAGUCCAAUCCGCUUAACGGCAUCAGACACGAUGGUUACCAUAGGUAACUGGACUUUGAUACUCCUCCUCCUCCAUCAAAUUGAAAUCAACACUAUCCACAGCCGCCGUCGGAUCAUAUCCCGUCUGCUCAACGUUUAUAGUCUCGGCUUUGUCAAGGAGCAGUUACUGAAACCUACUGAAGAAGAAUCUGGGCUAUGGCUAGAGCGACGAAUAGGGGUGGGAUCAAUCAUCGACUUAGUCACUCGUCUAAGUUGUAUGGUCACCGAAUCAGCCGCUGACGCUUCCUCUGAUGUGGAGUUACCAAAGAAGAUGCUUCGUUUCUUCGGCAUCAUUCUUCAUUCUUCGGCAUCGUUUCUUUGAGGUAUGUUUCCCUCAUGAUUUCUUUAAGUUUAGAAACCACAGCUAUGUAAAUUUCUUAAAAGGUUGUUGAUUUUCAGAGAGACAUGAUACAUAGAUAUUGCUAUAUAUACAUCUUUAUCUUACUUACAGCUUGCAUCACGCGUAUCUUGGACAUGGUAUAAGAAAAAGUAUCCUCAAAUGUGUUGUAUCAAUGGUCGACUGUGAUUGUUUACUUUAUAAUACCAGAAUUUUAGGGAGUUUUUUUUUCCUAUAAUUCUUUAUCAAGCUAGACGGUCACAUGGGUUCAUGUCAAAGACCCAAACAAGUCUUUUAAGAGUUUUAGUCUGAACUUUUGAGUUCAAAUUCUAACUUAUUACGUGUAAAUGUGAUUUUGUUGCAAGUGGAGUCAACAAGUGCCACGAACGAGUCAGUCCUCAAGGUUCCGUUGGACCACAGGAAGCAAGCAGCAGGAGUGAUAAAGUCACAUGACAGAGAAGUGGUGUGUCAGAAAGCUGGUGAUGCCAUCUGUGGUCAAGAUCAACGAGGUAGUCGAUUGAUAAAAUGGGAGCUAUAAUCUUCUUGCUUCAAUCCAAUGCUGGAGUGAGUAUAUUAUUUUGUUCUCACAUAUAUGUAGUUUUAUGAACAAGCUCAUACAUUCCUAAAAUUACAUUUCGCAUUGUUAAGUUAAGGCAUUAUUUUGUGUU